This is a messenger RNA of Paramormyrops kingsleyae, 3356 nucleotides long. It is a transcript of the gene glb1l, whose product is annotated as galactosidase, beta 1-like. Lineage: Eukaryota; Metazoa; Chordata; Actinopteri; Osteoglossiformes; Mormyridae. The record is from RefSeq and is a predicted model, not a curated record. Gene Ontology annotation, molecular function: beta-galactosidase activity. Gene Ontology annotation, biological process: carbohydrate metabolic process.
GAGUCACAUGACACGUGGAGCCAGGAGUCCUACAACAAAUACGGGGCGUGUUUGUCAUUUUUUAUCCCGUGUUACUUUAUGCGAGUUUGCAAAGUCAAGUUUCACAAGUAUAGCAACGUAUUUUGGAAAUGAGUGGUUAGCGUAGAAAAAUGUUGUUGCUAUAUAUAGCAUCGAAAGAAAUAUAGCAAAUAUUGCAACGAAAGAAAGUAGUUAGCCUGGACUAUAAAUUAAUACAUGAUGAAAAUAACGUUGCCUUUCGUGACCAAUCUGAUUUGUGCUUGUUUGGUAAUGUGUGAAAAUGCGGCUUCUGAGUCCGGCACGUUCUCUAUAGACUACAAGAAUGACUGUUUUUUGAAAGACGGGAGGCCCUUCCAGUAUAUCUCUGGCAGCAUCCACUAUUUUCGCAUUCCGCGUUUCUACUGGAAAGACCGGCUGCUGAAGAUGUAUAUGACAGGACUCAAUGCAGUCCAGAUAUAUGUACCCUGGAACUUUCACGAGGCCAUGCCAGGCGUGUACAACUUCUCAGGGGAUCGGGACCUCGAGCACUUCCUGGACUUGGCCAAUCAGACGGGUCUGUAUGUGAUCCUGCGCCCUGGACCCUACAUCUGUGCAGAGUGGGAAAUGGGUGGUUUGCCGGCCUGGCUCCUGCAAAAUCCUGAUAUCAUGCUGCGCUCCACAGACCCAGACUAUUUGCAGGCCGUGGACAGCUGGCUGGCUGUGCUCUUACCCAAGGUGAGGCCGUGGCUGUACAGCGAGGGAGGGAACAUCCUCAGCGUUCAGGUGGAGAAUGAGUACGGCAGUUACUUCACCUGUGACUACAACUACCUACGGCACCUGCACAACCUCUUCCGGGUCUUCCUGGGGGAAGACACGGUCCUGUUCACUACCGAUGGGAACACGGACAAGGAAAUGGCUUGUGGAACGCUGCAGGGUCUGUACGCCACCAUCGACUUCGGAACAGACACCAAUGUCAGUGCCGCCUUUGACCGCCAGCGCAGGUUUGAGCCACGGGGUCCAUUGGUAAACUCUGAGUUCUAUGCCGGCUGGUUAGACCAUUGGGGUGACCAGCAUGCCCAGGUUGACACCAACAAAGUUGCCGGAAUGCUGGAGGAGAUGCUGUCUAUGGGUGCCAACGUCAAUAUGUACAUGUUUGAAGGUGGAACGAACUUUGGCUACUGGAAUGGAGCCGAUCACGAUACGAGAUACCGGCCAGUGGUCACCAGCUACGACUACGACGCUCCUCUCUCAGAGGCAGGGGACCCCACCGACAAGCUACUGGCCAUCAAGGACAUCAUAAAGAGGUUCCGCGCAGUCCCAGAGGGUCCCAUGCCGCCACCCACAGCAAAGUUUGCCUAUGGCUUUGUCACCUUAAAGAAGGUGGGCAGGAUGAGCAGCCUGCUGGACAUCCUCUCACCCCAGGGUCCCAUCCUGUCUCCAAAUCUGAAGACAUUCGAGGAGAUGAAACGGUAUUAUGGCUACAUGCUGUAUCGCACCAAGCUGCCCAAAAUGCUGCAUGAUAAAACCCCCCUCAUCUCCCCCCUGAAUGGCGUCCAUGACCGGGCGUAUGUCUCUGUCAAUGGGGUGUACCAGGGCCUCCUGGAGCGAGAUACUACAUUAGCUGUCAAUGUGACGGGGCAGCAGGGGGACCAGCUGGACAUCGUGGUGGAGAACAUGGGUCGGGUCAACUUUGGCAGCAAGAUCAAUGACUACAAGGGCUUGGUGAGCAGUCUCUUCCUUGGCAGUGAUGUGCUCACUGAUUGGCAGAUAUAUUCUCUGGACAUUGAUGAAGUCAUAGCAAGUGGGUGGCCACAUUCAGGGGGACUGGACCUCAGUCUUGAGCCAGGGAGUGAAGCUUUUGAUGGGCCAGUUUUCUAUAUGGGGACCUUGGAGCCAAUGGGUUUGGCCUGGGAUACGUUUCUUAAGCUCAGAGGAUGGACCAAGGGUCACGUCUGGAUCAAUGGAGUGAAUUUGGGCAGAUACUGGCCUCAGAGAGGCCCACAGCAAACUCUGUUUGUUCCUGGGCCCCUGCUCAGUGGCUCACAACCAAACAACAUCACCGUUUUGGAGCUGGAGCGAGCGUCAGCUGACGCCAGGGUCCUGUUCAUGGAUCGGGCCCAGCUGAACAGUGCCGCAGGGGGAUCAUGAUGCUCGUGCAGUCAUGCCAAGCUUCGCAGAAUGUCUUGCCAUAUCAUUAGAUGUAACCUGAUUACUUGAAUGUUUAACUUUUGCGCUCAGGUCUGUGCCUCAAUGAGCCUUUUAUUACUGAGCAGUUAAACUCUAUUUUCUUGUCUUGUAUACAUAUUCCAGUAUCAUACCUGCAGAAACCUUAUAAAUUGUAGUGAUUACAGUUGCCUCUUGGCUGAAUUGUUGCUCUAAUGCUGAGCGUCAGGGCUACGGUAAUUCUGCUGUAUUUAGUGAUUGAAGAUUAAUACAUAAAUCAUCUUCAUGCUUGGAAAUAAAUUUAUAUUGAACAUUUUAAUGCUCAUUUGGAUUUAUAUAAGCCGGUCCUCUUUUGGCUUAUAUAAAAAAUUAAUUUUGCUUGUAGUGUCUAGAAAAUUAAGUCACCAGGGACUUUGAUUUGGUACUCAGCACAAAUUAGAAUUGCUUUGAAGGAAAAAGAUUUACAGUAGUAUUGUUUUUAUAAUUAUUAAUUGUGCAACAGAGUCAUGUGCUGAGUUGGGAUGACUGACUGUGUUGAGAUCCCUAGCCGUCUGGGGACUGGAAUGUAACUGAUGCUGUGGCCAGAUCACUGGCCGGGAACUGGGAUGUAACUGAUGCUGUGGCCAGAUCACUGGCCGGGAACUGGGAUGUAACUGACGCUGUGGCCAGAUCACCGGGUGACUGGGGACCGGAGUGAACCUGACGCUGUGGCCAGAUCACCGGGUGACUGGGGACCGGAGUGAACCUGAUGCUGUGGCCAGAUCGGCAGCCGGCUGGGGACCUGAAUGUAUCUACUUUCAGGGAAGCAAUGAUGCUCAUUGGCCUGUUUCCCAUACCGCCCCUCCCACGUAACCAUUAACUACAGGAUAUUCUCAUUAGCUGACACCAAUCACUUAUGUACCUGAGAAGGAGGAAGUCUUCCAGAUUUCCCCCAGCGAUCUUGUUGUGUUUGACCUGCAUUACUUACCAGAGCACCCUGUUGCACAUCUGCUGUGUGUCUCACUGUGCUUUAUAACCUCUUGGUUUGUUGUGCAUAGGUGUGCAUUUAUUGAGAUGCACAUCAGGUGCCACAGAAUUUUUCAUACUGUCAUACUAUCUAGACAUGCAGACCAAAGUAUACUGUCGCUUGAUGGUAUUUUCAAACGCAAUGCUAUUUUGGUAUAGUGAAGUCUUAGCAAUAAAAUUUGCUGAGCAAG